AAGACUCGCAUUCGCAAGGCAAUUUCAUACUGGCAGUCAUUCACCUGCAUCAGAUUCAAAGAAAUACACACACGCAUACACACACAUACAAACACACAUAAUAUAUAUAUAUAUAUGUGUGUGUGUGUUUGUGUCUGCUGGUCGUAUGUGGGGUUCACUGGACAGUUCAACCAAACAAUCUCUGUCGGUGAUGGUUGCCAGUCGAACGGGACGAUAGCCCACGAAAUAGGGCACAGCAUUGGUUUGUGGCACGAACAGAGCCGACCUGAUAGAGACCUGCACGUGAGCAUCAACGAGGUGAAUGUGGCAGACGGCAAACUGUUCAACUUUCGCAAGAGGACUUGGGGCGAAGUGGUGACGCACGACGUACCCUACGACCUGGGCUCAAAUAUGCACUACGGGUCAAAGUAUUACGCCAAAGACCCGAACGUAACCCUGACAACAGUACAAACACGUGACCCUCUGAUGUCGAUGGUGAUUGGCCAGAGGGAGGAGUUAUCUUUCUAUGAUGUUAAGAUGGCUAACAUUGCUUAU
Helobdella robusta is the source of this 534-nucleotide messenger RNA. RefSeq lists its product as hypothetical. NCBI's taxonomy places the organism in Eukaryota, Metazoa, Annelida, Clitellata, Rhynchobdellida, Glossiphoniidae. Gene Ontology annotation, biological process: proteolysis. The annotation marks the transcript as partial. Gene Ontology annotation, molecular function: metalloendopeptidase activity; zinc ion binding. The transcript is spliced from 5 exons. The record is from RefSeq and is a predicted model, not a curated record.